Cyprinodon variegatus (sheepshead minnow) is the source of this 7313-nucleotide messenger RNA. It is a transcript of the gene cdc42bpab, whose product is annotated as CDC42 binding protein kinase alpha. The transcript is spliced from 42 exons. The record is from RefSeq and is a predicted model, not a curated record. Gene Ontology annotation, cellular component: cytoskeleton; cytoplasm; actomyosin. The coding region runs from base 987 to 6512 and encodes 1841 amino acids. Gene Ontology annotation, molecular function: protein serine/threonine kinase activity; ATP binding. Lineage: Eukaryota; Metazoa; Chordata; Actinopteri; Cyprinodontiformes; Cyprinodontidae. Gene Ontology annotation, biological process: peptidyl-threonine phosphorylation; actomyosin structure organization.
GGCGGUGCAAAGGAAAGGAAAAGACAGGAGGAGGGGGGACAUUCAGCCAGUGUCCCGGAAUAAGCAGGACCACGGUACAGUUUGUCUCCUUUUUUCACCCAUUUUUUUUGUUUUUCCUUUUUUUAUUAUUUAACGUGAAACGAGUUUCUCUGCAACCUUGAACAAAAAAAAAAAAAAAGAGCCGCAUUUUAACCGAAACGACUGGAAACUCCCGAACUAACUGCAGACAAACUAAAGAGACGUUUAGUUUCUGGACGAAUAAUGGGAUUUAAGGAACAUAACUGCCAACAGUGAGUUUGAGAUUAAAAGAAAAAGCGUUGGAUAAAGACUAGAACUCUGCGUUUCCUCUGGGUCUUCUAGUGGGGAAAAAAAGAGGCAACAGCCGCCGGAGAAAGAUGGCAUUUAGAGGAGAAGAAAAGUAGCGUUAGCUCCGGAGCUAAGCUAGCACCGCUAAGCCUCCUUUCAUUCCCGGAGCAGAGGAGGGGCGCUGGGGGCUGUAGCACUGCGGACCUGCCGUUGCGUUUACGGACUCACUGGAAGAAUGGGAAAACCCAAACCCGUGCUUCGGUACCAGCUAACAGGACACUGCUGAACCCUCAAAAGAAAGGAACCGACUUUGAUAAUAGAGUGUUUCCCAGAGGAGAAGAGCUGCAGGAAUCCACCGGCCUGGGGGCAGCCUCGGACUAGCCUACCCGCUUUCUUCUGCACCUCGGAUGGGAAAUAGGGCUUAAAAUGGGGGAAUCGCUUACAUCUCACCCACCGUAUGGAUACUGGAUCUGUACUGGGAGAUCAUGAAAGGCUCGGUUUUAAACGCAGCGUGUCCUCAGCAUAAACUUUGAUUAUUUUCAACACAUCCUCAAGGUGAGGGAACUUCUCUCCAGGCCCAACCUGCGCUAACCAACAGCACCGGAAGGCAUUUCCUCCCUGUUUUAUUUUUUUAUUCGCCAUCUGAUUGCCUUUUUCGAAGCUAACAGGCCUGAUUAAUCAUGUCGGGAGAGGUGCGUUUGAAGAAGCUGGAGAAGCUGGUCCUGGAUGGGCCAGCUCAGUCUAAUGGCCAGUGUAUGAGUGUGGAAACCCUGCUGGAUAUACUGGUGUGCCUGUACGAUGAGUGCAACAACUCCCCCAUUAGAAGGGAGAAGAAUAUCCUGGAGUUUCUGGACUGGGCCAAACCUUUCACUUCCAAAGUGAAGCAGAUGCGUCUGCACAAGGAAGACUUUGAGAUCCUGAAGGUCAUUGGAAGAGGAGCCUUCGGAGAGGUGGCGGUGGUAAAAGUGAAAAACACAGACAAGGUUUUCGCCAUGAAGAUCCUGAACAAGUGGGAAAUGCUGAAGCGAGCAGAGACGGCGUGUUUUCGAGAGGAGCGAGACGUCUUGGUGAACGGAGACAGCCAGUGGAUCACCACCCUGCACUAUGCCUUCCAGGACGACAAUAAUCUGUACCUGGUCAUGGACUACUACGUGGGUGGCGACCUGCUGACUCUGCUGAGCAAGUUUGAGGACCGGCUGCCUGAAGAAAUGGCCAAGUUCUACCUUGCUGAGAUGGUGCUGGCCAUCGACUCCGUUCAUCAGCUCCAUUAUGUCCACAGGGACAUUAAGCCUGACAACAUUCUGCUGGAUAUGAACGGCCACAUCCGCCUGGCUGACUUUGGCUCCUGCCUUAAACUCAUGGAGGAUGGGACGGUCCAGUCCUCAGUGGCAGUGGGAACUCCAGAUUACAUUUCCCCAGAGAUCCUCCAGGCCAUGGAGGACGGCAAAGGCAAGUACGGCCCCGAGUGCGACUGGUGGUCCCUGGGCGUCUGCAUGUAUGAAAUGCUGUACGGGGAGACCCCUUUCUAUGCAGAAUCCCUGGUGGAAACCUACGGGAAAAUCAUGAACCACAAGCAGGAGCGCUUCCAGUUCCCACAGCAGAUUACAGACGUGUCAGAAGAUGCUAAAGAUCUGAUUCGCCGGCUCAUUUGCAGUCGGGAGCACAGGCUGGGUCAGAAUGGCAUCGAGGACUUCAAACAGCACCCGUUUUUCACUGGCAUCGACUGGGACAACAUUCGUACCUGUGAGGCCCCCUACAACCCAGAAGUCAGCAGUCCUACAGAUACCUCUAACUUUGAUGUGGAUGAUGACUGUCUAAAGAACUCGGAGACGAUGCCUCCUCCCUCUCACACUGCCUUCUCUGGACACCACCUGCCGUUUGUGGGUUUCACCUAUACAAGUAAAAGUUCCCUAUCAGACCGGGGUUGCCUCCGACAGCUGGCAGGAGAGCCUGGUAAAGCAGGCCAGGACCAGUUGGACCUGGAUGUCCAACGCCGGCUGGAGGACAGCCUGGCCACCGAGGCGUACGAGAGGAGGAUACGUCGCUUGGAGCAGGAAAAACUAGAGCUGAGUCGCAAACUGCAAGAGUCGACUCAGGCUGUUCAGGCUCUGCAGCACGCGACAGGAGAGGGACCAGUCAGCUCCAACAAGGAGGUGGAGAUCAGGAGUCUCAGGAGUGAAAUCGACAUCCUGAAGAAGCAGAUCGCCGACUCGGGCCAACUGGAGAAGCAGCUGGAGGACGUGGCGUCGGCGCGGCGGGACUUGGAGGACUCGUCAAAACAUGUCAAGAGUCUGGAGAAGCAGAUGAAAAGCCUCACACAGGAGAGGGAUGACUUGCAGAAGGGCCUUCUGGAGGCCAGUGAGAAGCUGAAGUCUCAGUCUAAAGAGCUGAAGGACGCCCACAGCCAGAGAAAGCUGGCCAUGCAGGAGUUCUCCGAGCUCAACGAGAAGCUGACAGAGUUCAGGUCUGCAAAGCAGCGCCUCAUUCGACAGCUGCGUGACAAGGAGGAGGAGAUGGAGAGCCAGAACCAGAAGGUGGAGGCUCUCCGCCUUGAGGUGCGAAAGGCUGAGAGGGCCAAGAAGGAGAUGGAGGUUCAGGUUGAGGAGCAGACUUGUGAGGCUCAGAAAGAGAAGAAGCUCAGAGAGCGCAACGAGCAGUACAGCCGUCAGCUGGAGGAGGAACUGGAAGGCCUUAAGGUGAAGCAGGUGGGCUCUCCCGCUGCCACCACAUCGGCCGACCAGUCCCAGGAGGUGGGGCGGCUGCGAGCGGAGAUGGAGAAGAAAACGCUGCUGUUUGAGGAGGAGCUGGCGCGUCGAGAGGCGCAGCAUAGCAACGAGCUGAAGGCGCUCCGCAAAGAGCUGAGAGACGCCGAAAGUCAACAGCUCAACCUGCAGAAGGAGGUCCUGAUGCUGAAAGACAAACUAGACAAGAUCCGGCGGGAAAGCCAAAACGAGCGUGAAGAGUUUGAGACGGAGUACAAGCAGAAGUAUGAGCGUGAAAGAGUCCUGCUCACUGAGGAGAAUAAGAAGCUGUCCACUGAAUUAGACAAGUUGACCAGUAUGUUCGAGAACAUGAGCAGCUCCAACCAGAAGCUGGAGGAGGAGAUGAGGGAGCUGGCUGAUAAAAAGGAGAGCGUGGCCCACUGGGAGGCCCAGAUCACUGAGAUCAUCCAGUGGGUGAGCGAUGAGAAAGACGCUCGAGGCUACCUGCAGGCUCUGGCCACUAAGAUGACUGAGGAGCUGGAGAGUCUGAGGAACACCAGCCUUGGAGCCAGAGCCACGGACAUGCCAUGGAAGAUGCGUCGCUUCGCCAAGCUGGACAUGUCGGCGCGCCUGGAGCUGCAGUCGGCGCUGGACACAGAGAUCAAAGCCAAGCAGAGCAUUCAGGACGAGCUGAACAAGGUCAAGGCCGACAGCAUCUCCACUGAAUGUAAACUGAAGGAGGUGGAGAGUAAAAACCAGGAUCUGCUGGCUGAGAUCGAGCGGCUGAGGAAGGAGACGGAGGAGCUGCGGCUGCGAAGGGGUGUCAAGCACCAGGAUUCCCAGAAUUCCUUCUUGGCUUUUCUCAACGCGCCCACCUCGGCCCUCGACCAGUUCGAUCGCUCGCCGUCCGUCGGCCCGCCUAAAAGCAGACGUGUUGACUCCAUAGAUAACUUCACUCCCUCCAACACUCCAUCUCGGGAAGAUGACCCCAAGUCCCUCCUGAAGAGCCAUUCCCGUUCGCCGUCCAUGGCGAGCGACAUGGAGCCCAUAGAGCUGAUAGACCACCCAGGCCGGACGGUUCAGACCCCCACCAUGCGUUCAGGAGGAUACGGCAGCAUCGGGGGCUCCUCGCCGAAGCCCAAAGCGCAUCAGUUUGUUGUCAAGUCUUUCAACACGCCUACAAAGUGCAACCAGUGCACCUCCCUCAUGGUGGGGCUAAUCCGCCAGGGCUGCACAUGUGAGGUGUGUAACUUUUCCUGCCACGUCACGUGUGCGGACAAAGCUCCAGCUGUGUGUCCCGUACCCCAGGAUCAGACCAAGGGGCCGCUGGGUAUCGACCCUCAGAGGGGUAUCGGUACCGCCUACGAGGGUUACGUUAGGGUUCCUAAGCCUACCGGGGUGAAGAAGGGCUGGCAGAGAGCCAUGGCCGUGGUUUGUGACUUCAAACUGUUCCUGUAUGAACUGGGAGAAGGGAAGGCCACCCAGCCCAGCGUGGUGGUCAGUCAGGUCCUGGACAUGAGAGACGAGGAGUUCUCAGUCAGCUCUGUUCUGGAGUCGGACGUUAUCCACGCCAGCCGCAAGGACAUACCCUGUAUAUUCAGGGUGACGGCGUCCCAGCUGUCCCCCUCCAGCAGCCACAAGGCGUCCAUCCUGAUCCUGGCCGACAGCGACCAGGAGAGGAACAAGUGGGUGUGUCUGCUCAACGAGCUGCACCGCAUCCUCAAGAAGAACAAGCUGAAGGAGCGCUUCGUCUACGUCCCCAAGGAGGCGUACGACUGCACGCUGCCGCUCAUCAAGACCACGCAGUCCGCCGCCAUCAUCGAUCAUGAGCGCGUCGCCCUUGGCAACGAGGAGGGCCUGUUUGUCAUCCAUGUCACCAAAGAUGAGAUAAUCCGUGUGGGCGACAACAAGAAGGUCUACCAGAUCGACCUGAUCCCCCAGGAGCAGCUGCUGGCCGUCAUCUCGGGCCGCAACCGCCACGUCCGUCUCUUCCCCACGCAGGCGCUGGACGGCCGCGAGACAGAGUCCAACAAGCUGGCCGAGACGAAGAACUGUCAGAGCGUGGUGUCGGGCCCGGUGCGGAACGGCGCCCUCACCUGCCUCUGCGUGGCCAUGAAGAGUAAGAUCAUCUGCUACGAGGUGAAUAAAGGGAAGUCCCGUCACCGUGUGCUGAGGGAGCUGCAGGCCCCGGGGCCCGUCCAGUGGAUGGGCCUGCUCAGCGAGCGUCUCUAUGUGGGCUAUCAGUCCGGCUUCAUACGCUACAGCGUCCAUGGGGACAUGUCCCCGGUCAGCCUGCUGCACCCAGAGGACCACACCCUGGCCUUCAUCCCGCAGCAGGGCCUGAGCGCCCUGUGCGCCGUGGAGAUCUCCAGCAAAGAGCUGCUGCUGUGCUUCAGCUCCAUCGGGGUGUACGUGGACUCGCAGGGACGCAGAUCCCGCCAGCAGGAGCUGAUGUGGCCCGCUCCUCCCAGCGCCGCCUGCUACAACGCGCCCUACCUGUCGGUGUACAGCGAGAACGCCGUGGACGUGUUUGAUGUGAACACCAUGGAGUGGAUCCAGACCAUUCCUCUGAAGAAGGUGCGACCUCUGAAUGUUGACGGAUCUUUGAACCUGCUAGGGCUGGAAACGGUUCGCCUCAUCUACUUUAGAAACAAGAUGGCCGAGGGCGAUGAGCUGGUUGUCCCGGAGACGUCGGACAACAGCAGGAAGCAGAUGGUGCGCAGCAUGAACAACAAGAGGCGCUUCUCUUUCCGGAUCCCGGAGGAGGAGCGCCUCCAGCAGAGGAGAGAGAUGCUGCGAGAUCCAGAGAUGAGGAACAAGCUGAUCUCCAACCCCACCAACUUCAACCACGUGGCCCACAUGGGACCAGGAGACGGGAUCCAGAUCCUGAAGGACCUCCCCAUGAACGUCCGUGUUCAGGAGAGCCGGGCGGGAUUCAGCGGCUCCGUCAGCAUCCCCUCCAUCACAAAGAACCGGGGUGAGCCGGGCCGCUCCAUGAGCGCCAGCAGCGGGCUGGGUAUACGGUCGUCGUCUCAGAACGGCAGCGCUCUGCGCAGGGAGCUGUCAGGAGGAAGCUACGGAUCCAAACGCCAGACCAUGACCUCCCCCUCCGAGAGCUCCCUGUCCUCCGGGGGAGGGAUGGACUGCGGCGACGCUCCGCUCUCCCAGUUCGACAGAGAGUGGCAGGCGGUCUCGCCAUCGGAGAAGACCCCCGAUCUGAAAAGGGCUUUAAGGACCCUGCUUAGUAAGAUGAAGGUAAUGCUGCCACGACCGCACCAAACACACCAAUGUGAGAGAGAGCACCGUGCCGCUGAACACGCAGAUCACACACACAGACACACGCGUGUGACUUCACUGGGAACAUGCCGCCUCCCCGCCCUCUUCUCUCUCUGCACCGUCUCAGACCCGCCUCCUCAGCUGCGGCUGAUGUUUGUCAUCAGCUGCAUCAGUCACUCUGAGUCACCAGGCUGUGAUCUUCGGUGCGAUGCCGCCUCUCAUUGCUGAAUCACGGCGCAUGCCUGCCUCCAUGCUGCCCCCUGUUGGCCCACUCAUGUUUUUAACUCAGCCUCCAUCAUUAUCUGCCAAGUGUUUUACUGACUGAUCCAGUGUGAAUCGGAUGGAAGUAAGUGUGUACCGGGCCGGUUGGAAGUGAGGCUGCAUGAUUUACGUCAACUCUGCACGUUUUGUUGGUGCACAUUAAAAAGUGUGAAGUCCAGCUGUUGGAGCUUUUUCUCUCCAGAUACUCGAGAGCACCGCGCUGUUUUGUCAUCACAGAUUUUUUUUCACGAUUAAACCAGACCUAAGCAGAGGGAUCACAGUCUGCAGCAUCACUGACCCAAAGCGAUGACCAGCACACGCUAACUCUAGGACUGGAGAGAGAAUCACAGAACGCAGCACUCACAGUCUGCAGAGGCAGAGCUGCUCCUGGUGGGACUGUGCGUGAUGCGUUUGGGUGUGAAAUGAAACCGUCCGGUUCUCCCACGUCGGCCCAGCCUGCAUGUUUGUUUGUCCUCAGCUGAUCCAUGUGGGGUCGGUUGAGCUGUUGAUUUGCCGGUGCGCUCGCUGUGCUGCACCGUCUGCAGAUCAAUGAACGCUGUGAAGUAGAAACAGUACAGUGCCUUGGGAAUCACUGUUUUCAACCCCCUCAGUAAAUACUUUGUAGUUUCAGAGCUUCUGGGUUCAUUUUUUCAUUUAAAUUCAGAGAUCAGACUUUGACUAGGCCAUUCCACCACCUGCAUGCUUGGACUAAAGCAGUCCCCUGUAGAUGGAGCUGAAUGUUAGGGGUGAAGCUCUGCCCCGGUUUGA